This is a messenger RNA of Dendrobium catenatum, 1168 nucleotides long. RefSeq names its product putative SNAP25 homologous protein SNAP30. The transcript is spliced from 6 exons. The coding region runs from base 193 to 1083 and encodes 296 amino acids. Gene Ontology annotation, cellular component: plasma membrane. The record is from RefSeq and is a predicted model, not a curated record. NCBI's taxonomy places the organism in Eukaryota, Viridiplantae, Streptophyta, Magnoliopsida, Asparagales, Orchidaceae.
ACAAACUCAGCUGGUUGCUCCAUAAGCUCCACAAGCUCCACUGGCCGUGGCGACCUGUUAAGUCGAGCUCGAGCUGGCUCCGCUCAUUUCUCUCGGCUGGUUAGCUGUGGAAGCAUUCCUUUGAAGUUGUCGUUGCAUGGCAUAAAUCUUUUCCAGAGUACUUUGGGAGUUUCUAUACAGAGGAAUCCUACCAUGGCUACAGUCUUGUCAAGAAUCGGUUUUUCAAAGAAACCCAACACCAAAGUCUACAAUCUGAAUCCAGCAGUAUCUGAUUUUUCUUGCAAGAAAUAUUUUGAUGAUCCUGACUUAGAGCUGGAAUCCAACUGUAAAUACAAAAGAGCUUCAUAUGCCUCUGCAAUCAACCAGCUGCACCAUAGAAGUUCAAAGUCUAGUUCUAGAGGCUAUUCAGGAUUAGAUUAUAGGAGAGACAAGCACAGAAAUGAUUUCUGCGAAUCUGGUAGUUUUGAGAACCAAUCUGUGGAGGUACUGGAAAAAUAUUCUGUAUACAAGGCAGAACAGACUACACAGAGAAUAAAUGGAUGUUUGAAGCUUGCUGAGGACAUGAGUGGAUGUGCCUCAAGGCUUCUUCUCAAUCUGCAUCAGCAGGGUGAGCAGAUUACACAAACUCAUCAAACUGCGGCGACAUUUGAUCAUGUUCUUCAAAGAGGUGAAAAGCUCUUGGGAAAUCUUGGGGGACUCUUGUCAAGAAGAUGGAAGCCAAAGAAAUCUCGUCAGAUAAUGGGUCCUGUUCUCACAAAAAAUGAAACCUUCACAAGAAAAUGUCAUUAUAUAGGGCAGCGGCAAAAGCUUGGACUAAAUCCUCCAAGUCCUCCAUCAAAUCAUCCUCGUUUUUGUUCAGGAUCUUCAUCUGUUCCUGAAAGAAUUGAGUUGGAGAAGACAAAGCAAGAUGAAGCUCUUUCAGAGUUGAGCAAUUUAUUGGGGAAGCUCAAAGCCAUGGCGGUUGACAUGGGAUCUGAGAUUGAUAGGCAGAAUAAGGCUCUUCAUUACAUGCAAGAAGAUGUGGAUGAACUAAAUAUCAGAAUGAAAGAGGCAAAUAUCCGCGCUCAUCACUUGCUGCGCUGAUAAACUGCUAACUUUGCUGAUGAAAUUUGAUGUACCAUUCUUUAAAUAUGCCAUCUAUAAAUAUACCAUCAACAAGUGUUAUAGA